This is a messenger RNA of Actinia tenebrosa (Australian red waratah sea anemone), 2387 nucleotides long. Its product is annotated as leucine-rich repeat-containing protein 45. Gene Ontology annotation, cellular component: plasma membrane; centrosome. NCBI's taxonomy places the organism in Eukaryota, Metazoa, Cnidaria, Anthozoa, Actiniaria, Actiniidae. Gene Ontology annotation, molecular function: protein binding. The record is from RefSeq and is a predicted model, not a curated record.
CACGUUUGUUGUCUAUCUUUUUGUUGUUUUUUUGCCAACUUUUUUUUUUGUUUGUUUUCCUUCCUGAAGUAUCCGCAAAGACAUGGAAUCCUUUCAUAAAAGGUACUUGAGAAUGUGCCGGGAACAUCAAGUAUUCCCUCUAGAGUGCGUAAUGAGCCAAGUUUCCAGAGAAUACGGCGAGGGAAGCAGAACUUUGGACUUGUCUUCGUAUAAUCUGACUCCUGAAGAUUGUCACGCUCUUGCAUCGUCUCUUACUGACGACUUGUUCUUCAAAGAAAUAAGCUUUGCAGAUUGUUUACUCAGUGAAGAGUCCUGCAAACUUAUUCUUCUAGGUCUGACGCAAAACAAGUGUUUGACAAGUUUGAAUUUGAAGGGGAAUAAUAUCCGUAGUGGAGGAGCCGAAGUGCUAGGACAGUUUUUGAAAAGAAAUACCAGUGUUCAUAGUCUUCAGUUGGAGUGGAAUUCUCUUGGUUUAUGGGACAGUGGAAUAGCAGCUAUAGCAGAGGGUCUUGCUUUAAACCAAGUGCUGUUGAUUCUUGAUUUGAGAAAUAAUCAGAUCACUCAUGAAGGAGCUGCUCUUUUGUCGGCUGCCUUGAAGAGAAAUCGCACGUUGAAAGGCAUUGAUCUGCGCUGGAAUAAUAUCGGUAUCCUGGGAGGAAGAGAGCUUCUUUCUGCUUUCAAAUACAACAAAACCCUCACAUGCAUUGAAUUAACAGGUAAUAACAUACCGCAAGACAUAUUGAAAGCUGUCUCCGUGGCAACCAAGCAGAAUGCUGAUCGAGAAAUUCUAGAUGAAGAACACAGAAACAGAACAGAAAUGAUGGCUAAGGAAUUGGAAAAAGCUGAAAAUCUUAAGAUGAAAGAGGUGCUUUCACUAAAAGAUGAGAUUGAUAAAGAACGCACCGAGCAUGAGCUUUACUGCAGCACUACUCAGAAAAAGAUUGAUCAACUAAAGAGUACUUUAGAUGAGAGAAAAAAUGCCUUUGAUUCUCUCUCUGCCAAACUGACAGCAACAGAAGCUAAGCUUUCACUUGCUCAUCAAAAAUGCAAAGAUCUUGACCACCUGUGUGAAAAUCUUAAAAAGGAGCUUCAUAAUGAGCGUGAGGAGAGAACCAAUUCAGAGCUGCAACACCACAAAGAAUUAAACAAAGUGCUGGAGAAAAAUAUAGAAUUGGAGGCCAAAGUAAAUCAGUUGGAAAGGAAAAACAAAUCCUUACAAAUGAACACCAAUGAUUUGGAAAGAGAGAUAGAUAAACUGAGUGCAGAUUUUUCGCUCAAAAGUAAAGAGAGUGACCAUUAUUUUCAAAAUGAAUUGAGGAGUACGAAAGAAAGGCUAGAGAAGGAAUUGAACGGAAUUCAUCAAAAAAUGUCAGAGAGCAGCCAGAGCACAAGGGAAAAGAUCCAAAAAAUUGAAGAACAUCGAAACUCUUUAGAGAGAGAAGUGAGUAGCUUGAAGUCUGAGAUUGUUUCAAUUAAGCUUCAAGGAGAUGAAGAAUUAAUGAAUGUAAAAAAUCAACUGAAGCAAGAUGAGAUUAUAAGAUCAAAGCAAUAUGAAGAACGAAUUAAUCUAAUACAAGCGUCUAGAGAUGAGCUUCAGACUCAGUGUACUAAACAGCUUGCACAAAUCUCGGAUCUUCAGUCACAAGUUAUUAAUAGUACAAGAGAAUGCGAAUCACAAAAAAGGCAACUAGACUCAUUAAAGCAACAGAUGGAACAGAAAGACUUUGAGCAUAAUAAAGAAGCAACCAGAUUGAAGCUAGAACUAGAAGCAGAGAGAAAGAAUGCUGGGGAGCUAAGAGAUAAAAUGUCAAAGUUAGAAGACAGAUUGACAGAAGAAACAACAAGGCAUAGAGAAUCAUUAGCAGCAAAAGAAAGCGAGAUCAAAUUUCUUAAUGAUCAACUGAAAAACAAGGAUGGUGAACUGAAAAGACAUCAUGAUGAAGAACUAAAAAGAGCAGAAAUGCUGGAAAAAGCUAUCUACAGCUUUGUCUCAAGCACAAGAACUUCAGGACACUAAAAGUUCCUACAUAUAAUCCUUGAAGGAUUCCUCUUAGUGACAUAUGCUUAGAAGUGCAAUAUUUUCAUAAAGCUGAAGAUUUUUUUAAAAAAGCAAAUUUCACAAGUCAUGGUGAAAUAACUGUUUUCAAAUAACAUGAAACAAAAAUUCAUUAGGGAUAAUAAAAUAUACUCCUAUUCCAAAAAGUUUUGUCCAGGCCAAAAGCUAAGAGCUGACAACCAAAAUGAAUGCGGGAUUCACAUAGAGCUGGUUGUUCUUUGGCUUCUACAUUUUAAUUAAAAACAUUUAUAAAUAUUUUAUUAACCUUCAAGAAAAGAUAAAUAAUUUUAAAGUAAACUUCUAUCAAGUUAUAAUGGCUUUUUAGUUUUGA